AAUGGCAUCGAUGUUGUGACAGCUCUAGUGGAAAAGUGACGUGAAGUUGUGCUGUUUUUUUUUUUUGUUUUUCGUUCGUUUAUCGGUGGCGUUUUUUCGUUGACCAUUCGUCAUCGUUUUGGACUGUUUGUCCUUGCAAAACUGGCCGUGUGCCGUGGAGUUGUAGUUCCGCCGCGUUUUUUAAAGGAACUUCCGGAAUCCACGGAUGCGCUGUUGUUGUUGCGCGAACGAAAACGCAUAAUCUUCAUGUUGAGUAUUACCUAAAGAUGCUGUGAUGGCGAAGAUGGCAUCGGGAGAUCUCUCGCUGACCAGCACGAGCAGUCAGGAGGAGGAGAGCUCGGAGUAUGUGGGCUAUGAUAACACCCUCCGUCCGCCGUCCAACUCCAGUGGCAGUACCACGGCCGCCAAUAUUGCCAACAACAACGGCCCCUCGAAGGGCGUCAACAGCGGAGUGGGCGUGUCGGGGGUUUCCGGCGGAAACGGCACAAAGUACGAUCUGCUGCAGGCGCAGUACAAGUCCGCGCUCGUGGAGCUCAACACAUUGCGCCACCAGCACGCCAGUACGAAACGGCGCUGCGAUGAACUGGCCACCGAGCUAAGUCUCUAUCAGGAGCACUACGUGGCCGAUCGCAACAAGUUCACGGACAUAGUGGAGGAGAGCGCCCGGCUCAAGCGCUUGCUGCUGGAGACCCAAAACCAGCAGAGUCAGCAGGCCCAGAAUGGGAACACCCAGGGUCCACCCGGGGCCGGUGGGAAUCCUUAUUACUUUGGGAAGUCCCAGGGCUGCGAUGGCAGCUGCAGCGAGAAGCUGGCCGAGCUUAAGAAAGAGCGCAACAUGGCCGCAGUGGAGCGGGAGAAGUACAAGAAGUCAUACAUCGAGCUGGAGAAGGAUCGCAACUACUACCGGGAGCGGGGCGAUGAGAACCAGACUCUGAAGCUCCUGCUCUCCAAGGAGACCAAGAACGUGGUCUCCCUCACCGAGGAGCUCAAUCAGCUACUCUCCGAGAAGGAUAACGUGCUGCAGGAGCACCAGAAGAUGUCCGAUGAUCUGGUUUUGGCCAACAAGGAGAUCGAGCGAUUAAAAAAGGAUGAGCAGCUGUCCAGGGGCGAGAUAAAGGCUCUACAGUUGGCCAACGCUGAGCUGAAGAAGCGCGACCUGCUAAAAUCGCGAGAGAGCUCGUGGUCAAAGGAAUUCCCCAGCGGAAAAGAGCUGGAGAACAGCAAAGAGUUGGAAAAGCUGCGCAAGAGCCUGGAGAAAGCCCUCUCCGAGGUGGAGCGCUCCAGCCAGGACGCAGAGGAGGCGAAACGCGUCCGGGAUUGGGCCAUAUCGCAGCGCGAAAAAAUCGUACAGGAGCGGGACUCGGUAAAGACGCUCUGCGACAAGAUGCGCCACGAGCGAGACAAGGCCAUCUCCGACUCGCUGAUGGCCAUCCGCGACAGCGAAAAGAUCAAGAAGCAGAAGGAUGAGGCCCAGAAGAAGAUUGACCUGCUGAAGGAGCAAAUGGAGCAGCAGGAGCGCCACAAUCUAGAUAGUAAUGCCUCCGGAUCCCGACGUAGUUUCCGCCUGAGCAGCUACGAGGGUGAGGAUCUCCUGGAAGUAGAGCUGUGCGGCUACGAGCACACCUCCGAUCUGGGCAUUAUCCUGGAUGACAGCAACAAGCGGAAGCUGGUGUGCGGCGUGACCAGCAGUUCACCCGCUUGUGGCAAGCUAAAGAUCAACGAUGUGAUCUGCAAGGUGAACAACCUGGACUGCCAGUCCCUGACCAAGCGCAUGGUUCUCGACGAGAUUCGCGCCUGUGCACCGCGAUCCCUGCUCCUGGUUUCCCGCACGCGUCACAGCAAGCGGCAUGCAUAUUCGGUUCAACUGAAGACCAGGGAUCGGGACUGCCCGCAUGGCCUGCAGCUGGACAUGGGCGUAUUCAUCGCAAAGAUCGAGCAGAACUCGCUGGCCUUCUACGAACCGGAGCUGGACGUGGGCGACCGAGUGCUGAGCAUUAACAACAAGUCGAUGGACUCGGUGCAGUCCAUCGAGGAGGUGAUGCAGCUCCUCAAUGAUCCGCGAAGCGAUGGUCUCAACCUGUUUGCCCUGAAGUACGUGCAAGAUCAGCUGCCACCGGGCAUGACUACCUCGUCGGCGCAAACGGACUCCAUCGACUCCAUGCAGCACGUGACGAGUGGCGGCGGAGGUGGAGGAAGUGGAGCCAUUGGCGCCACAAAACAUCCGUCCAAGUUCGCUGAGUUCUUCUUCAGAAAGCUAAAGUUCAGCAAGCCGGGCACACCGGAGGAAAAUUUGGAGCAGGAGCACGACGACGCCAUCGCGGCCCUCGACUCGGUGCUGAGUGAGAACAGCUCUGAGAAGAGCAAGGAGAAUCUGUUUAACCGCAAAAAGCGCACCAAGAAGGAGAAGGAGGCCUCCAAGAGCAUGGGCACCUGGCCGCGCACCAACAUCUCGCACGACAAUCCAACGGGCACCAUGCGGGGCAACGAGAAGAAGCACGCCCUGAUGUCGCUCUUUACAGCCGGUCCCAUCAACGUGGACAAGGACGAUGAGCUGGUGGGCGAGGUUGGAGUGCCGGAGAAGCAGCCGCCAGUGUUGAUGCAGGAGCAGCUACCUCCGCCGCUGCCCCCUCAGAUGUCAAAGCCCCUGGCCCACAUCCGGGGAGCCAACGGGAGUGCCAUCAAGGCGCAUCCGAACCGCAACUCCAAUCCGGUGAGCUCAGGAGUCUCGGCACUGUUUCCCGCCGCUUCAUCGGGAGGAGUGCCCAUGGCCGGCUAUCCCACCCACCCGAGGUACUCGCUCUACGGCGGAGUCGUGACUCCCGAGGAGACCAACCAAAAGCCGAUGCAGCGAGCCCCACUGAUGGGCGCCAAUGCUAGGGUGAAAAUGCCCUCGCAGGAGCGCUACGGAUCCAGACCGCACAGUAACCACCGCUUGUCGCUGAACAUCACACCCAGCGGGGAUUUUUACCAGCCCAAAACCAGUGGUCAGCAGGCCCAGCAGCAGGUGAUGAAUGCCUCGUCGGCUUCGGCGGGCUUUGCCAUGGGAUCGGGAUCGAUGGGUGGCGUGACGGGUCCGGCGGCCGGCGAGUUUCCAGUGCGCAAACAGCAGGUAUUCGACGUCUUCCACCCGCCGCCACUGCCCAAAAACAGCUCCGGAUCCAAUCCUAAUGCCGUGUUCAUGCCUCUUAACCCGCCGCGGGGUAGUCACCUGCUGCCCGUGGGCCAACCGCCGGACGUGGUGUCCCUGAAGUCGCAGAACUCCAUAGAGUCCAUACUGUCCGCCAAGAGUCCGGCCAUCAGCGAGUACGGGGUGUAUGCCAAGCGCCAUGUGCCGCAGGCGGUGAGGCAUGUGCCCAAAUACCCGAGCGACAGUGAGAGCAUUGGCUCUGGCAUUCACGGGGGCUAUAGCGGCUUCCUGCAGUCCAACCACCAUCCGGGAAACCGGCACACGCAGCUCUUCCCCACUUUUGGGCCCGGGGUCAGGAGCAACCGUAGGUCCAGUCCAUUGACCCUGCCCUCACCACCGCCUCAACAGCAGUUGCAACAACUGCCGGCGGCAGUGGCACCCCACGACAGCGUUGGAAUACCCACUGACCUGGAUUACCAUCAGCACCAUCAUGCGCAGACGAACCCGCUGCCACAUUCUCAUCCCCACCCGCAUGCUCCCUACGUGGACUACGGUCACGGGCCGUAUCCCUACAUGGGAGUGGCCGGAGGAGGAGUCCCGGGGGUGGGCGGUGUCAUCUACGAAGGCGGAACCUUUCCGCGUAAGAAGGACAACCAGCGGUUGAGGAUCCCAUCCAAUCCCAGUGUGGCCAGCAAGAGCAGCAGCAUGGUGAAGAACAGCUCCGGCAGCAUUGACCAUCACUACAUGAUGAGUACGGCGCCAGCUUCCGGUGGAUCCAUGUCAGCCUCGUCCUCGGAUCGUGCACCAAUUUCCCUCAUGAGCUCCAGCAUUCACAAUAGCUACGGUGCCAACAUGGCAGGAGGAAAUGGAACUGGAUCUGGAGUAGGAGUGGGAGGAGGCGGAGGAGGAGGAGGUAGUGGACGCGGAUCGCCCAUGCCGCAGGUCCAUGUGGAAGUCCUCAGCCACGGAGGUGGCGGAAGUGGCAAACGCAACUCCAAUGUGCCCGCGGAUUUUCUCUGCCCUGGAGACCUUAGAAGAGUCACCAUCGACAAGCGCGACAAGUCGCUCGGUAUUACCAUUCAGUGCAACAACAACGGCGGUGGAAUCUUUGUUUCCACCGUCGCCGACAAGAGCACAGCGAUGCGUGCCGGUCUCCAAGUGGGCGAUCAACUCUUGGAAGUAUGUGGCAUCAACAUGCGGGCGGCCACGCAGGAGAUUGCGGCCAACGUGCUGCGGCAGUGCGGCGACUCCUUCACCAUGCUGGUGCAGUAUAAUCCGGAGAAGUUCCCUUCAAUGGAGUAUGACGGAGCGCACAAUCUGGAACCAGAAUCUCCCGUCAACCAUUCGGGCUCCCCAACUCCACGCAACUCCCCGCGUCCUCCAGCUCGCAACUCGCUCUUCCCACUGCCUUUGCAGCCGCAGGCCCCUUCAACACGAUCCGGCUCGAGGGCCCCGCUCUCGCACCAGUCCAUCAAGGACCAGAGCUUCACCGACAGCCUGGAGAACCAGUCGGACAUCAGCAGCAGCCAGGACAUGCCCUCGUCGGCGGCCACCACCACCACGACGACAGCCUCGGCCACGUCGACGGUCUACGAUGAGGAGCCCAAGCCCGCCUUGCCGCCGCCGCCAGCAUCCGUUCCGGCAGAGACUCUGAGGUAUGUGACCUUGCACAUGGACAAGUCCAAGAACCUAGGCAUUAAGCUGUUCGGGGGCAACAAAGUGGGCAUCUACGUGCAUGACGUGGCGCCCGGAUCGCCCUCGGAUCAUGCAGGAAUACGCAAGGGCGACCAGAUACUGGAGUACAACGGUGUCGACUUAAGCGGAGUCACUGCCGAACAGGCGGCCAAUGAGAUCUCCAAGCUCACGGAUACGGUCACUAUGCUGGUGCAAAAUAAGCUGCACACUCUGAAACAAAUUAAAGAUGAGCCUGGGGACUCCUUUUACAUUCGAGUGGGGUUUGAUCGUAUUGGUGAGUUGAACGAGGACGACUUGCGUUUUGUAAAGGACGAGGUGCUCUACGUGGACAACACGGUUUUUAACGGCACCUUUGGCUUGUGGCGAGCCUGGAAGCUGGAUGCCAUGGGCCAUCGGAAGGAAUGCGGCAUCAUACCCAGUCAAAUGAAGGUGGAAGAGGAACUACGUUCGGGAGAAGUGGUGGACUGUGAUACUGGAACCGCCAGACGCGGCAGCACUUCUGCCAGGAGAUCGUUUUUUCGUCGCAAGAAGAACCAGCGUAGCUCGUCCCGCGACUCCACGGAGAUUGCCAGCUUCAGCAAUACGCAGCUUAGCUUCUUUCCAGACUUAGGCCUGCUCAACGAUGAUGGCGGAGCCCUUAGCUACCAGCGUGUGGAGCUUUUAGAUUCGCCCAUUCGUCGGCCUGUACUGAUCAUUGGGCCUCUGUCCGAGUGUCUCAUGGACCGCCUCACCAUUGACUUUUCCAACCUCUUCAAGCUGUGCGAGGUGACUGCCAUGGACUGCUCGCAGGAGGCUAUGGAGGAGGGUUUGAAGGAGAACAUAUUUGUGGACUACCGGCGACGGGGCAACAAGUUCGAGUGCACUACAGUGGAGGCCAUCAGCAAUGCCUGCAAGAACGAUCGACGUCACUGCAUUCUGGACGUUUCCAUCUCCGCAGUGGAGCGUCUGCAGCGCCUACAAAUCUACCCUAUUGUGCUACUGCUGCGCUUUAAGUCCGCAAAGCAGAUUCGCGACAUUCGCGACUUUGGCACCGACAAAAUCUCGGCCAAGGCGGCCAAGGAGAUGUACGAGCGGGCCAUGAAGCUGGAGACCGACUAUAAGCAGUACAUAUCAGCCGUCAUCCCCGGCGUUAGCAUCAAGCACAUGUGCACCCAAAUCAAGGACGCCGUCGACAAGGAGCAGGACAAGCUGCUUUGGGUGCCCGUGUCGAGUGCCUGAUGCGAUCGGAUCACCAGGACAACCGCGUCCUGGGAUCUUCCUAGUUUUAGUUAUUAGCACACAACGCGACACUCACGCCUAGUAUUUUUUCAACGCGCAUCAAUAGUAUCGAGUUCGUAUUCGUUUUGUUUAACGCAGAGUAUUCAAUGGGCGUCGACUUGCAACUAAGUAGUUUGCAUUUAGGGCGCGGUAUUUCUACCUGUUUCUUGUCUCUGUCACCUAAUUUAUGUCUGUAGAUGUAGUCUCUGCUCGCGGAUCGUCUGUCAAGCUUACGUUGAUCACAAGAAAGGGGAAUGCUUCCACAAGUUAUAUAUCUUAUUUAUAUAUCCCGUUCGGAACUAGAUUUCCUCCUUGGGCGACAUUCUAAGCCGAAAGUCUGUUUGAAUGCAAUUUAUUAUUAUGUAUUUGUAAGUAAACACAUUGACUUUAUUUUAUUUACAUAAACGAUUCGAUAAACUCGGUGGCAAUAGGGAGUUUGACUUUAAACCCUUGAACUGUUCAACUGUGUAUAUUAAAUAGUUUCAAUUAAUCCAAUUUUCUUUGAGAACUGCUUCUAAUUCGAGCUUUACUUACAACUUUACUUAUUUUGGCAAGUGCCUUUGGCCGACCCUGAAAAUAAAAACUCGGCUAGUUAAGCAA
Molecule: messenger RNA, 6679 nt
Organism: Drosophila rhopaloa
Lineage: Eukaryota; Metazoa; Arthropoda; Insecta; Diptera; Drosophilidae
Gene: Dlg5
Product: disks large homolog 5
Exons: 10
Coding region: 275-6040 (1921 amino acids)
Molecular function (GO): protein binding
Source: RefSeq, a predicted model, not a curated record